AAAGUAUGUCAAAAUUAAAAAAAAAACAAAUGGCGGAUGAUUGAAUGAAUCUGAAACGCCGCUUUUGUACAACUAAAGUUUUAAUUACUUUUAUUUUAUUGUAGUUGAGAAAGUGAGUCUAUAUUUUAUUGAAUUAAAUAACUUUUAGUGGUAACUCAUAACAAAAUGUCGCGCUCGGUGCGUGCCGAAACUCGCAAUCGUGUAAAAGAUGACAUCAAAAGAGUAAUGCAAGCUGUCGAAAAAGUUCGCCAUUGGGAGAAAAAAUGGGUGACUAUCGGCGAGACGACGAUGAAAAUUUACAAAUGGGUUCCAAUAUCAAGUAACGAGCAAAAGAAGAAACACGCGGCGAAAAGAGAGAACAAGGAGAAUACAUUAACUCCGAAGAAGACUCACGACUCCUCGAACUCAAAUUUCGGAAUGGCGGAAGAUUCCAACACAUGUUUUUCAACAGUAAGUGACUCACAGGGUCCCACAGAGUUCACAUCAACUACAAUGAACUUCUCAGAAGACUCCAACUCGCAGAGCAGCGGUACCACAACACCAGCAAAACGGUUAAAAACUGACUGAGAAAUGUUUAAGAAUUUAGUUAAAGUGCUACGAUAAAGUUAAGGACAGUAUUGUUGCAAGAGAAGCUUCGAACGGUGUCAAUACUGUUUUGUAUGUAGACAUUUGAUACCAUUAUAGGUGCCGUAUAGUACAAUGUAGAAGAUUUUGUAUGCAACGGAGUGACUUAGUGUAAUAUACAGCAUGGACCUUUGAUGACAGACCUAAAGGAGGUCUGGAUAUUAGUCGAGGUUCGAGGCCUUAAUCUAGAUAAAUGUAAAACGGAACGUGUGACUGAUGAUUAAUUUGCAAUAGCAUUUGUGUAAUGUUUUUUAAAAUAUAUUUUACGGUGACUACAUAAAGCAAUAAUUUUAGUUUAAGAGUGCCUGUAGGCGAUAGCGUUCAAGGUGCGUUGAAUUUGUGCAGCAUACAUGCAAUUUUUACUAGAUUAGCUCAAAACUAUGAGUACCAUACUAGAUAAUAUUACUAAACUAUGACAUAAUAUAUAAUGUGGCUCACUUUAAACAAAUAAAAUUGCUGAAAAUGUACAAUUGUAAAACUUGUGUAAAUCAUUGAGCUAUAAUGCAUAUCCCAGUACAAAGUCAGUGCAGUAGACGCGCGUUGAACGCCCGUUAUGAACAUAGCCUAAUUUGAAUGAAAAAACUACAUACAAUAUUUUACUCCCAAUUUGAGUAUUGAUAUGUCUUGCUAUUGGCUAGAGAAAGCAGUCUUUCUCAAUAGCCAGAUGUGUGUAUUUAUGUGGUGUGUUUGUAUUGUAAAUAAUUUGACAUGAUUAGAUUAAUACUGAAAGUAUGAGUUCUAAUUUUAGGUUUAUUUGUAGAUGUAGCCGUUGCAAUGAACAAAGCGGUGUUUUUAUAACUCAACCAGAUACCCUGACAAUUAUAGUUGUGUUGUACUACUGCCUAUUAAUGGCUAAUUCAAAAGAAAUAAACAUAGUUAUCGCAAUUUUUGUAUGGAUAGCAAAAAUUUACCAAUCAAAGAAGCUUGUUUGACAUACUUACAGAGAACUUCUUGUGAUUGGUUUAUUUUUCAGAUCAGCUGUUAAACAAAUUAUAUGCGCUUAUUAUUAUUACACUUGUUUUCAAUAUUAUUGGCUUCAGAUCAGCUAUUAAGGUUAUAGCUUAAGGUCCAUUUUUCAUACAUUUUGUUUCACCUUUAAUCUGGGUAAAAAAUUUAAUAAAAAAUUUAAUACGACGAAAUUUUAAAGGCCGAAAUAUCCAUGCAUAUUAAUUAUUUUUACGUUUUUCUUUCAACUGCGAGAACUAAUCACUAACUAGACGUGAAUUUAAAUUCUUUACUUGUCAAUACUUGUUUAGUUACCCAGAUUAAAGGUGAAACAAAAUGUAUGAAAAAUGGACCUUAAGCUAUAACCUUAAACAAAUAUGUUUUUAUUAUUAUUAUGUUUGUCCUCAAUAUUGCAGAUUAUAUUGUCUGCUAAAUAGUUUUUUAUACAAUUUUAAUGUACUUACGAAAUUUAAGACAAUAGGGUCUCUCUGGUUGGGGAUUUUAUUAAUUUUAAUUUUACAAAAUGAUAUUUUAUUGAAAUUGUUUUAUUAGUGAAUAAUAUGAAUAGCUGCGCGACUCAAUGCAACUUAAUUUGAAUCUAGAGACUGUCUUAUAUUUAUGCCGCUGUGUAUAGUUGAAAAUGGUUUAUGGGUUAUAAAAAAAACGAAAAGAACUCAAUUUCAUGCCCUUAAAGAAAAUUCGUUAUUGAAUUCACUUUUGUAUUAAUUUCUUGGGCUACAUUAAUUCAAAUGAAAUGGACUCUAGCUUAAAAUGCUUUUCAAAAAUAAAGUAUGUGAAUGAGGAAUUGGGGUAGCGGCGCACAAUUUUGUUUUGUGCGCCCUCAUCAUAAUUUAUACAGAAUGGCAUAAAUGGACCGAGCUUUAGCGUUAUUUAUAAAUAAAUUAAUUGUACAAUAAUUUUAUUAAUUGUAAUAUAUUGGUAAUAAGAUAAUAAAUGAAUGAGAACA
Manduca sexta (tobacco hornworm) is the source of this 2536-nucleotide messenger RNA. It is a transcript of the gene BCL7-like, whose product is annotated as B-cell CLL/lymphoma 7 protein family member A. The coding region runs from base 166 to 567 and encodes 133 amino acids. The record is from RefSeq and is a predicted model, not a curated record. Lineage: Eukaryota; Metazoa; Arthropoda; Insecta; Lepidoptera; Sphingidae. The transcript has 3 exons.